Humulus lupulus (European hop) is the source of this 1921-nucleotide messenger RNA. RefSeq lists its product as uncharacterized. Lineage: Eukaryota; Viridiplantae; Streptophyta; Magnoliopsida; Rosales; Cannabaceae. The transcript has 2 exons. The coding region runs from base 593 to 1627 and encodes 344 amino acids. The record is from RefSeq and is a predicted model, not a curated record.
AAUUGGACUGUUCCUCACAUUAUAUAUGGACUUCACAUGGCUUGGUAAAACAACACCGGUGAGUGUUCUUUUGUUUUGUUUAUGUUCUUGCUAGAGCUUUAAAAGGGUCUUGGCUUUUGUAACUGUAAUACGGUAACUCAAACCAUAAAAAAAAUGACUACUGCGAACUAUUAUUAGUCUAGUGAGUUUGGAAGAUUUGGAAUUCUCUCUCUCAAAUAUUAUUUUGAUUCUAUAACAUGGGUCGUUGUCAGUAGGCAAGUUGUCAAUGAAAUAGACCAACAACCUCAAUGUUUACUGAUCUUUUCUUAUAGAAUCUAUUAAUUGAGAAACCCCCCCAUUAAUAUUCUAGAUAUUUGGAGGUGGUGGGUUUAUUUCAUCAUUAUUAGAAGAGCUCGAAGUGACUAGUUUUUUUGGGUGGUGAUUGUGAAACCGUGAAAACACUACAUAGGUCAUGGAGUUCUUAAGUUUAUGGAGAUGGGUUUUGGUUCUUAGUAACUGGUAUGUCAAGUUUUGAUUGAUUAGUUUCAAAGCUUUUAAAGUUUAUAAGAAAUAGAGAAGAAGAAGCCUUUAUAAAAUAUUUACCUUAUUAAAUAUGCUUGAUGGGGGCAUGAAAAUGUCCCUCCAUACACUUUAUAGUCCUCCUGUUCUUCGUAGCCUUGUAACAAAGAACAGAACCUACUUUGAAGCCAGACGACCUAGAUCACCAAAUCAUCAUCACCCAUCAGUGACCGUACAAGUAUCUUCAGUUCUGGUUCAGACUGAUGAAAGUGGAAACUCACCAGAACCCAUCAAGGUUUUAAGCUCGGAGAUGAUGAAUCAACGGCCAAGAUGCACUCAAAACUCAGACCAACUCCUCAGCCAGCCAAACACCAUAGGCAUCAUCGGUGGAGUCUCGGCUUUUUCCACUCUCAUUUUCCUGGAAAAGCUUGUCUGGUGGGGCAUCAGAGCUGGGGGUUGCCCACCCUUUGUGGUCUGCAGUGACUCAUCACUGCGCAUGAAGCUUCCCAUUUUGAAUUCUUUUCAUUCGUUUAAUGCGCAUAUGGCUCAAAUCCAAUCAAGUAGUUUUGGUCCGGUAGUCGAGAGCUUAAGGCGGAAAAGGGUCUUUCUGGAGCAAUCUGGAGCUCGCUGUAUAGUCAUGCCUUGUCAUAUAUUACAUGUCUGGCAAAGUGAGAUAUCUGAAGGGUGUUCUUUGCCUUUCCUUCAUGCUGGUGAGUGUGUAGCUAAGGAGCUUUUGGAAGCAAAAUUGAAGCCUCUUGAGGUUGGUAAUGGAGUGCGGAUUGGAGUUCUUGCCUCCAAUGAAGCUCUAGUGGCAGGUAUAUAUCAAGAGAAGUUGCAGAACGAGGGUUUCGAGGUUGUUUUGCCAGACAGAGCCACAAUGGAGCACGUGGUGAUUCCUGCAGUAGAAGCAGUGAAGAGAGGAGACAAAAAAGGAGCUCGGAAUCUCAUGAAAAUAGCAGUACAGAUUCUAUUGAUGAGAGCUGUAAAUACUGUCGUAAUCGCUUGUGAUGAAAUGCAGGGUCUUCUUCCACUUGAUGAUCCUCUUCUUCACAAAUGUACUGAUCCCAUGGAUGCUCUUGCAAGGUCAACAAUAAGAUGGGCUAAUUCUGAGGCAAAUAUGCAAAUAUGAUGAGCAAGGAGAGCUUAGAUUCAUGUUUGGUAAUAUGAUAUGUACAUUUCUUAAUGCCAUUGUCAUCGAUAAGGAAGAUGUUUCGUACAUGUCACUUCCUUUAUGUUUACUUGCAUUUAUAGAUUCAAUCUCUUUCUUCUUAUAGCUCAACCGAAUAAGUGACAAAGAUUAGUUUUGUUAUUGCUCUGCUUGGAAGAACAAUGGAGUUGGAGUGGGACUCGUGGUUUUGUAAUCUGAAAAGAGUGUCAGGUAAACAAGUUGAUUCUGUUACUAUUCAUUUGGGUUGUUGGGCCA